This is a messenger RNA of Trematosphaeria pertusa, 1073 nucleotides long. RefSeq names its product NAD(P)-binding protein. Bases 113 to 913 code for a protein of 266 amino acids. The record is from RefSeq and is a predicted model, not a curated record. The transcript has a single exon. NCBI's taxonomy places the organism in Eukaryota, Fungi, Ascomycota, Dothideomycetes, Pleosporales, Trematosphaeriaceae. Gene Ontology annotation, molecular function: oxidoreductase activity.
GUUCAAGUUCAUUGAUUGAUUCAAUCCACUCGAGUAGUACACAGAAAAGCCUAGCUUCCUACAAUUCCAGCCCUUCACGCCCAACGACAGCAUUACACAGAAUCCAGCCCAAAUGGCACAACACCCAAACCGCCUUGAAAACGCCCACGUGGUGGUCUUUGGUGGCACCUCCGGCAUCGGCUACGCCGUCGCCAGCAUGGCCCUCUCCAACGGCGCCCACGUCACCAUCUCCGGCUCCACCCAACCCAAGGUAGACACCAAGGUUCAGGCCCUCUGCUCCCUGUACCCUUCCGCCCCUCCACAAAAAGUGUCUGGCCACGCCGUCGACCUCGCUGACACCGAAAACCUCGAGGGAAACUUGACAACCUUCUUCGACAAAGCGACCCAGAACGGCGCGCAGCCGGUCGACCACAUAGCCUUCACAUCAGGCGAUGCCUUGAACAUCCCCACAAUAAGCAACGUCACGCCCGAAACGGCAUUGCAUGCGUUCAAAGUGCGCUAUCUUGGGGCCUCGCUAAUCGCCAAAGUCCUCACCAACAACCCGCAAUACAUGCCGCGGGCCGCGUCGUCCAGCUUCACGCUGACCUCGGGGACCAACUGCGCGAAGCCGUCUCCAGGGUUUACGUUCGGGACGACGGUUGGGUCUGCCAUGGAGGGACUGAGCCGCGGGUUGGCCGUUGAUAUGAAGCCGAUUCGCGUCAAUGUUGUGAGUCCCGGGGCGAUCCAGACGGAGAUGUUGCAAGGGUUUAUUGAUAAGAUGGGGCCGACGUUGACGGAGCAGUGGAAGAAGGCGAGUUUGCUGGAUGGUAUUGGGCAGCCCGAGGAUACGGCGGAGGCGUACGGGUAUAUCAUGAAGGAUCGGUUCAUUACUGGGGAGAGGGUUAACACAGAUGGCGGGAGGUUGCUUGUUUGAUGGCUCCGGCGGCCUGGCGUAGAAUUCGGGUUGUUGGCGGUGCCGAAGGUUUUGGUGGUCUGAGAGGGAGAGAUCCUGGGAUUCGACGAAGGCUGGUCAAUCGUUUCGGAGUCGAAUUUCGCUGCUCUUUGGGUUUUAGCAUAGCACUACUACGCAUACA